AUGUCAGUCCAUAAAUCCUAUGAGUUAGUGAUUUUACUUAAUUAUAGGCGGGUAAAUUUAUUCAACAUUCAGCUAAUUCACAAAUUAUCCACCAAUCAGAAUUUAUCUAAAUCACUAUAUUUACCCGAAAUAUUUCGAUGUAAACGCUUAACUACUUUCAAAAUUGUUAAUUACUUCUAUCGUUUCACGAACCGUUUGUGGAGAUUAUUUGGUUGCAAUAACAAUAUGUUUGUCGUAAGAAUAGAAGGUUUUAUGGUGUUUUGUGUGUGUUUGGCAACUUUACUGUCUUCUACAGACUGUACACGAAUAUUAGAGUGCAAUAUAGGUGCUUGCGAACAAUGUAGUUUGACACGACAAUUCAGCGGAGACGAAUGUUGUUCAAACGCAGAACUUCAAAGUGUUUGUGAAAGGUGUGAAGGAAUUUCUGAUACACUAGGACAACUGUCAGAUUGUCUUUCCUCCUUCGCUGGAUUGAGACCGAAACGACGAGGAAUGAUUGGCAAACGUAGAGGAUUUUUGGGUUGAUAAUGAUGUGCAAUACAAUUCGGAGUUAAUUACACGCUAAAAUAAAAUAGAAAAACACAUAAUCAAACAAACACAAUCGUCAUUUAAUAGAGAAAAAAGAACUUUGAAAAAUGACUAUUUGAAAUGUAAAAUACGCAAUAACUUUUGAUUUUGAUUAUAUCUAUACUACUGAUGAUAAUUAUGAUAAUGAAAGUGUUGGUCUAUGGU
Messenger RNA from Trichobilharzia szidati, 732 nucleotides. NCBI's taxonomy places the organism in Eukaryota, Metazoa, Platyhelminthes, Trematoda, Strigeidida, Schistosomatidae. The record is from the annotation of a GenBank genome assembly.